Dendrobium catenatum is the source of this 1656-nucleotide messenger RNA. RefSeq names its product fatty acyl-CoA reductase 3. Bases 112 to 1581 code for a protein of 489 amino acids. Gene Ontology annotation, molecular function: alcohol-forming very long-chain fatty acyl-CoA reductase (NADP+) activity. Gene Ontology annotation, cellular component: intracellular membrane-bounded organelle. The record is from RefSeq and is a predicted model, not a curated record. Lineage: Eukaryota; Viridiplantae; Streptophyta; Magnoliopsida; Asparagales; Orchidaceae. The transcript is spliced from 10 exons. Gene Ontology annotation, biological process: long-chain fatty-acyl-CoA metabolic process; suberin biosynthetic process.
UUCUUGUAUAUAUAUAAAUGCCUGAAGAGAAAUCUCAUUAACCUAAAACUCUUUUGAUUCCUUAUAUUUUUUUGCAGCUUGUAGUUUUUCUUUACUCUCUUUGACAUCGCAAUGGAGAUAGGUAGCAUAGUUGAGUACUUGAAGGAUAAGAGCAUCUUCGUCACUGGUUCCACUGGUUUUCUGGCAAAGAUCUUUGUGGAGAAGGUUCUUAGAGUUCAACCUAAUGUGAAGAAACUCUUCCUUCUUGUGAGAGCUGGAGAUGCCAAGUUGGCUGCAGAACGCAUGCAAAAUGAGGUGUUUGUAAAGGAGCUUUUCGAUGUUCUUAAGGAGAAACAUGGGGAGGACUUUGAUUCAUUUAUAUCCAAAAAAGUUUACUCAAUUGCAGGAGAUAUUAUUUAUGAAAAUUUAGGGAUUGAGGAUUAUAAUCUUAAAGAAAUGUUAUGGGAGGAGAUUGACAUCGUUGUCAAUGUGGCUGCAACUACCAACUUUUAUGAGAGAUAUGACAUCUCUUUGAAUAUCAAUACCUUGGGAGCCAAGCAUGUAUUGGAGUUUGCAAAGAAAUGCACAAAAGUCAAGAUGCUUCUCCAUGUAUCAACAGCUUAUGUAGCUGGUGAGAGGGAAGGUAUAAUAUUAGAGAAGCCAUUUCACUUUGGUGAAGCACUGAAUAAGGAUAUGUAUUUAGACAUUGAAGAAGAGCUAAGGCUUGCUAAAGAUAGAAAGAAAGAACUCCAUGAGCAAAAUUCAACAAUAGAAGCUGAAAAAGUUGCUAUGAAGGAAUUGGGAAUUCAAAGGGCUAGAAUGUAUGGCUGGCCAAACACCUAUGUAUUUACAAAGGCCAUGGGAGAAAUGCUUCUUGGUCAUUUAAGAGGAGAAAUGCCACUAGUUAUUAUGCGCCCGACAAUUAUAACAAGUGUCUACAAAGACUCAUUACCAGGUUGGACAGAAGGAGCUCGGACAAUUGAUAGUAUAAUACUUGGUUAUGCAAAGGGGGACAUUUCAUGCAUUUUAGGAGAUCCAGAAGUUGUUUCUGAUUUGAUUCCUGGAGACAUGGUGGUGAAUGCCAUGAUUUCAGCAAUAACUGCUCAUUCAAAUCAACAUUCAGAAUUCAUAUAUCAUGUAAGUUCAUCUGUAAGAAACUUGGUGAAAUAUUCCACAAUAGAAAAAUGUGUCUACCAAUAUUUCGUGAAGAACCCUCAGACUCGUAGUGAUGGCAAGGAAAUCAAGGCAAACAAAUUUCACUUCAUCAGAACAAUGCCAAUUUUUCAUAGAUACAUGCUUCUUCACUAUCGCGUACCUCUUGAGGGCUUGCGCUUGAUGAAUUUAUUCCUUUUUGGAUUAUUUACUCAACAAUUCAACACAUAUUGGAAGAAAUAUAAGUAUGUGAUCCACCUUGCUGAUAUCUAUGCACCAUAUACAUUCUUUAAAGGAAGCUUUGAUGAUGCUAACUUAGAAAGGUUGAGAAAGGCAAUGAUGAAUAAUGUUGAGAUGAAGUUGUUUGAUUUUGAUCCCAAACAUAUUGAAUGGGAUGAUUACUUGAUAAACAUUCACAUUCCAGGUGUAAUCAAGUAUUUGCUUAAGUAGAAUAUUGAAAAAUGAUAUUAGGCCGCUUAUAUAGCCUAUUGGAGAAGAAGCAUUAAAUGCAAUAUUUGUUGAGCA